Brachypodium distachyon (stiff brome) is the source of this 1667-nucleotide messenger RNA. RefSeq names its product probable protein phosphatase 2C 56. Gene Ontology annotation, cellular component: cytosol; nucleus. The record is from RefSeq and is a predicted model, not a curated record. Gene Ontology annotation, molecular function: protein serine/threonine phosphatase activity; cation binding. Bases 5 to 1363 code for a protein of 452 amino acids. Gene Ontology annotation, biological process: protein dephosphorylation. The transcript has 10 exons. Lineage: Eukaryota; Viridiplantae; Streptophyta; Magnoliopsida; Poales; Poaceae.
UUGGAUGCGGGAGUUCACGCUACUGCCCAGUCAUCUGUUCUUUGGUCAACCUGCCUCGAUCCAGACAUUUCUCGGCUGCCUUGGUUGUGUCAGAGUUAUGGGAUAUGACCCUUGGCCGACUCCCCUCGGCCAUCAUGGCAGCGACACAUUAAUGUCAUUCUUCAUGUUGUGGAGCUAUCUUCAUCUUAGAAUCCAAGACCCGGCGGCUCGAUCGCCCCUCCCUGAAGCCCAAAACCAUUGGACCGGAGGUCGCUUCAGCCGAAAGCUGCUAGGGAUGGCACGCGCCGCCGCUUCCAACCUGCGUGGCCUGGUUGGCAUUGCAGCGGUGGACCGGCGGGUGGUGAGCGCCUCCGUCCAGGGUCGUUGCGCGGCACCCCAAGCGUCGCCCGGCGGGCGUGGGUUUCGGGCCGUGGCCUCAGGCUCCGGUGGCAGGACGACGCCUGACUCCUCCUCUUCGUCCUCGUCGGCUCUACGACAGCUGCAGCCGCGGCGCGGCGCGGCGUCGGCACGCCAAUCGCGGCGGGGGGUGGGACGCACGGGGCUGCGGGGCUUGCUUAGCGGUGGCUUCGAAAGUGAGGAUGGUAAGCUGAGCUGUGGAUAUUCAAGUUUUAAGGGGAGGAGACCUACUAUGGAGGAUCGCUAUGACAUAAAGUUUAGUAAAAUCGAGGGGCAGACAGUUAGCCUAUUUGGUGUAUUUGAUGGUCAUGGAGGACCACUUGCUGCCGAAUAUCUAAAGGAGCAUCUGCUUGACAACCUUAUGAAGCAUCCUCAGUUCCUGAAAGACACAAAGCUUGCUAUAAGUGCAACAUUUCUGGAAACUGAUGCUGUUAUCUUACAAUCAGUAAGCAGUCCUUACAGGGAUGAUGGUUCGACAGCUAUAGUUGCUGUUUUGGUUGGCGACCAUUUAUAUGUAGCAAAUGUCGGUGAUUCACGUGCUAUUGUUUCAAAAGGCGGCAAGGCUAUUCCACUCUCAGAUGACCAUAAACCUAACAGGAGAGAUGAGCGAAAGAGAAUUGAGAAUGCUGGAGGAACUGUUUCUUGGGAUGAUACUUGGAGGGUUGAUGGAGUUCUGGCAAUGUCCCGUGCAUUUGGCAAUCGUCAAUUGAAGAAUUAUGUGUUAGCAGAACCUGACAUUCAGGAAGAGAAGGUCAACAGUGACUUGGAAUACCUGGUUCUUGCUACUGAUGGCCUUUGGGAUGUUGUGCAAAAUGAGGAAAUUACAUCAAUUGUACGAGCAGAAGACGGACCUGAGGCAGCGGCCAUGAAGCUGACGGAAAUUGCUCACCGUUGGCACAGCUCAGACAACAUCACAUGCAUCGUGGUGCGAUUUCAUCAUGGAAAACCGUCGGGUAUUAAUACCUGACAGAGACUGAUGACAGUGAAGUUUGGUUACUCCGGUCAGAAAAUAUUUAGUACCACUUCGUACUAAAUCUGGGACAAGUAUAUGGGUUGGAGGAAGUACUUGAUAUCCUAGAAGCAGGAUGGGCUCUUGGGAUCCGUGGAUGUUAUAACUUAGAACACUAAACCAGCUGUGAGAUUCAUCGAUUUAUUCAUUUUUUAUGUAAUGUUUGCAUCUGAUCAUCACUAGUCAGAAUAUGUUGCAUCCGUUGGGAUUUGGGCCAUGAGAACUGUUCGAAAAGAGAAUGAAUUCCAUUUUUUACCUCCUA